Messenger RNA from Dracunculus medinensis (Guinea worm), 948 nucleotides. The record is from the annotation of a GenBank genome assembly. NCBI's taxonomy places the organism in Eukaryota, Metazoa, Nematoda, Chromadorea, Rhabditida, Dracunculidae.
UUCAGAAUGGACAGGGAAGCAUUUAUUCAUUUUGUUGGUGGUGCUGUUGGUGGUACUGCUGGAACAGCGAUUACUUGUCCACUAGAAGUAGUCAAAAUUCGCUUGCAAAGCUCGGAAUAUUCAGAUUUUACAAAAGGCCCUUCUACUUCAGAUGAAGUGCCGAGAAAGGUUGCGCUUCCUUCUCAUGCUAAUACUCACCAAAAUCGCCAUAAUUUUGACCGUAUAAAUAAUGCAGGUAAAUUUCGGAUUAUAACUAAUGAAGGCUUUGGAGCUUUUUAUAAAGGUCUUAUUCCCAAUCUGUUUGGUGUCGCACCCACGAAAGCUGUAUAUUUUUAUACGUAUUCAUCGUGCAAGCGCUUUUUGAACGACACAGAUUUGUUUGUACGUAACAGUGCUUUUAUUCAUAUGGUUUCUGCUGCAUCAGGCGGUUUUGUGGCAGCGAGUGUCAUAAAUCCUGUUUGGUUGGUAAAGACACGGUUGCAAUUAUAUAAAGGUUCCAUGAGUGUGGUCGAUUGUAUAAAGCGAGUUUUCAAAAAUGAAGGCAUCAGAGGAUUCUAUAAAGGUGUUACUGCAUCAUAUGUUGGCAUAUCAGAAACUGUCAUUCAAUUUGUACUCUAUGAAGAAUUGCGAAGUUCACUCCUUGAAGUUGAGAAACGGAAUAAAGUUGAUUUUAUCAAUUUUAUGCUUGCGGGUGGAAGUGCAAAAUUUUUCGCCUGUGUCGCAGCAUAUCCACAUGAAGUUGUUCGGACUCGUCUUCGGGAAGAAAAUAGUGCAAGAAGGGGAUUCUUCAAAACUUUCGGUCAUAUUUAUCGUACAGAAGGUAUUCGAGCAUUAUAUCGUGGAUUGGCCGUCCAGCUAUUGCGAACGGUACCAAAUACUGCGAUAACGAUGGGAACCUACGAACUCGUGAUUCAUUUGUUGCAUCCGAUUUUGGUUCAAUCUAAAUAA